AUGAACACAGUGUAUACCAGUACAAAGGGGAGACAGGAAUGGGGAACAAAGAAAUCGAAAUAUUAUGUUGUGCAGACGACGAUGCGUUAAUUGCCGAGAUAGAAGACGAGCUCGAAAGAUUAACACACAUCUGCAAUACAACAACUAAGAAAUACAAUAUGAUAAUAUCAGCAGAAAAAAUCAAAUGUAUGACAUCUAAAUACCCACUACGAUGUAAAAUCGAAAUUGAUGGGAAAAUAAUAAAGCAGGAAGCCAAGUUUAGAUAUAUGGGAAUAGAUAUAACUAGUUACAGAGAUGUUGAAGAAGGAGUACGACAACAAAGCUUAAAAGCAAGUAAAGCGGCGGGAUCUCUCAAUGACACAAUCUGGAAGAACAAACACCUAAGAAAAAACACAAAAACAAGAAUCUAUAUAGCAGCAAUUAGACCUAUAUUAACAUAGACGGCGGAGACAAGACCUGACACAUCUAA
Diabrotica balteata is the source of this 469-nucleotide messenger RNA. NCBI's taxonomy places the organism in Eukaryota, Metazoa, Arthropoda, Insecta, Coleoptera, Chrysomelidae. The record is from the annotation of a GenBank genome assembly.